This is a messenger RNA of Micropterus dolomieu (smallmouth bass), 1566 nucleotides long. RefSeq names its product MOB kinase activator 2. Gene Ontology annotation, molecular function: protein kinase activator activity. The record is from RefSeq and is a predicted model, not a curated record. NCBI's taxonomy places the organism in Eukaryota, Metazoa, Chordata, Actinopteri, Centrarchiformes, Centrarchidae. Gene Ontology annotation, biological process: signal transduction; positive regulation of protein phosphorylation. Gene Ontology annotation, cellular component: nucleus; cytoplasm. The transcript has 5 exons. The coding region runs from base 300 to 983 and encodes 227 amino acids.
UCACUGGAGGAAAAGGAGAGGCAGACAGCUGGAGAUCCUCACUUUCCGCUCAGGAGACAAUCCUCCAACUCCUGGGGCUACUUUUUGUUUUUGUUGCUGUGUGUUUUGGAAAACUUUGUCAGAAAGCUGCCAUAUGUGUUUUUCAGCUGUGUGGAUUCACUUGUGAGCUGAGAGAUGUUUGUGUUGGAGCAGCGGUUACCAUAUGCUGCCAGGAGUGUGUAGAAGUGUGUUGGUUAGUUAUGUUUGGGAUGGAAAAGUGGGGCUGGCACGACCAACAGCUCUGCUCUUAGCUUCACGCCAUGGGGGGUUGCCAGAGUUACCCCUCGGCUACGAAGGCAGACACCAAGACUCUUCAGCUGUCUGACAUCAGCAGUGAAAAACUGGGGAUUAAUAAUAAUUUUCUGGAGGAGCGUCCAUAUCUGCAGCAGCAGUAUGUGUGCCAGCGCAUCACACACACAGACAUGUCUGCCCUCACAGAGCUGCCGCCUGGCGUCGACAAGGCAGAGUGGCUUGCCACCAACACCGUGGCAUUUUUCCAGCAAAUCAACUUGUUCUCUAGUGCAGUGUGUGAGUUCUGCACUCCCAGCACCUGCCCAACCGCCUGUGGACCAGGAAACACGGUUUAUUUUUGGACCGAUGACCACGGCAGGAAGCUGAAGUGCUCUGCUCCACUUUACUUUGACUAUGCCAUGUCAUACAUUCAGGAGCUACUGACUGAUGAAGACGUGUUCCCCACAAAAGCAGGUUCAGUGUUUCCGACAGGCUUCGUCUUUCUGGUCCAGAAGGUGUUUUUGCUGUUUUUCAGGACUCUGGCUCACAUUUACUGGUCUCACUACAGAGAGACACUCGCACUGGGCCUGCACCCACACCUCAACACACUCUUCACACACCUCACACUCUUCUGCCGGCAGCACGCCCUGUUGGACCCAGAGGACACUGAGCCGCUGCAGGACCUCAUCACAGCUCUGCGACUGCAAGGCUGAACCUAAAGAACAGACACACAUACUGUACACUCACAUUGUCAUCACAAGCUUAUUUACUUGUUAUAUCUAGUUAUAAAGCUAUAUCGUGUCGCUCCCAACUCUGGGCCAGGCUUAAACUUACUUCUCAGUAUGGAUUUUUUUUUUUAAAGCCUGGAUGUUGUACAAUAGAAAAUACUGUUUAUAAACAGUAUGUUGGAGAAUAAGUCUGUUUUCCUUUAAAAAUAUGUAAAUCAGACCAGACCAGCUUCUGUUGUAUAUAGUUGCCAUCAGUUAUUAUGAUACUGUAUGAAACUGUUUAUGUUGCAUGUUUUUUGUACACUGUGGUACAUUAUUAUAUUUUGAUAAGGUCAAGAUCUUCAUGGUCAUUUAUGUCUUCCUCACUGUAACACGCACGUUCACAGUUAAUAUAGACAAAAUGUGCCAUAGUUACAUUUUUGCAAAUGCACAUUUGCGAAAAUCUGUAAGGAUGGUGUGUUGAUGCAAAUGUGAUUACAUUGUUGUGACUGCAUCAGCAUGAAAUGGCACUGCUUAGCUCUGCAUCUUUAUGUAUGAGUCUGUACUCUAAUAAACAUUUAUGACACAA